CAUCACAGCUUACUUCCGCAAACGUUUGGCGGGAGAUGCAAGUAUCCAGGAAGUAAGUUCGGCCUGUUUUGUAAUCUUCGGUGCACACGCAACGAGAAAACAAAGGCGUUAAGAGACGAAUAAUACUUUUUUUUGCGAAGAAAUGGAUAAUGAUGUUCUGGUGCAGACAAUGGAUUGGAAGAACACGAAGGAGGCGGUCUCGAACUUUCGACGACUGCUUCUUUGCUCCAAGUGCUCAAUGUUAAUGAAGGAUCCUGUGUGUCUGGGAAUGUGCGAGCAUAUGCUAUGCAGGUCCUGUGCUGGCGCCCAGGCAGGAGAUGGCUGCGUGGUGUGUCACAGUCCUGCGUGGGUGAAGGACAUCCAAAUCAACAGGCAGCUCAGCAGCAUCAUUGAACUCUUCUCUGGUUUGGAGUCUCUGCUCAAGCCCAUAGAACAAACAGACUCCUCUCUGACCGAGAUUCAAACACGACCUGAGAGCACUGUCUUUCGGCAAAAGAAGAGCUUCAAGAUCUGGUUGAGCCCCCGCAGCCGCAAAGUACGUUGCGUGGUAGAGAAGCCCUCAGAGGUCACAGUACCGGAGAGCAGGUCUUCUGGAGAAACGGCUGCAGCACAGCCAGACACCAUUACUGCUCAAAGCCAGGACCUGUCAGUUUUCAAUUUCACCUCGUCCUCCCAAGACUCGGGCUCUUCUUCUACUCAAAGAUGUAGAAAUGAAAGCAAAAACGUGAAGAAAAGGUCAACUAAGAAAAAUGUGGCCAGCAGGAAGGUGCCGGUGCAGGGAGCCACGAGGAACACACGAAAGCAGACCAAUCAGAUGAUGAAGAAGAACAGGCUGGAGACCAUCAACCAGCAAUGGGGGAUCACCAAGGAGGUAGAUCCAUUAAAAGGAAAGGAGCAGCCCUGUGCUGAAGGGGCAAGGAGGUCUAGUAAGAGAGUUUCCUUCCUGAGCCCUCCUGUCGCAUCUGAAGAGCGUCAGCCAGAAAUGGCACAGGGGGGUACUAAUGAACUCAGCCCUAGCAGAAGCCCCAUGAGGAAGAGUCCCUCAAGGGGUCGGGGUAUGUCAGACAGUGUCAUUCAACAUGACAGACUGUCCACAAAUGACUCCAACCCCACUGACAAUCCUGAAAAACAGGACGAUGUGUCUACCCCGAAGCAUUCCUCAAAAAGAUCCAGAGCAGAGGAGAAGGUCGCCCCACUGGAGACCACCCCAAAAAGGCCCAGGCCUUCCCUGGGCAGGAGGAGAAAAUCACAGAUGUCCCCAGCUGUCCUUAACCCUCCAACUCUGUGUAGCCCCAGGUGUGAGAAGAUCAUCAAAAAGUCAAGACAGGAGCAAGGAGACAGCCCCUCUGCCCUCGCCACUGCUGGCAGAAAAUCUCCCUGUGGUCACGGUCGGCCCACCUCAGGGAGCCCUGCAGUUAUGAAGAGGAACCACAAGGGAGAGACCCUGCUGCAUCUAGCUGCUAUAAAGGGAGAUGUAGAGGCUGUCAAAGAACUGCUGGACCAGGGGGCUGACCCCAACCUGAAGGAUAAUGCUGGGUGGACACCUUUGCAUGAAGCAUGUAACCUGGGUCACCUGGCUGUUGUGGAGGUCUUGGUCUCCAAGGGAGCCCUGUUGAAUACACCCGGCUAUGAAAAUGACUCUCCACUCCAUGAUGCUGUAAGGAACGGACAUCUAGCGAUUGUCAAACUGCUGCUGCAGCUUGGAGCCUCGCAAAGCGUACUUAAUCUGUUUGGAAAGCGGCCCUCAGAUUACGCAGUGAGUCUGGAGAUGCAGGAGAUUUUCCAGAAAGCCUCAGAAGGAACCAAAAAUGCUGAUGCCACUCUCAGCCCCUCAGCCAGUCUCUCCGUGGUGAGCGACUGUGUGAGAAAGGAUGAAAUGGUGGUGUUUCUGGCCAGCAAGCUGUCACAGCUUGAACAGCAUCGCCUGGCCAAACUGGGAGAGCUACUGGGAGGGACAAUGACUGAAACCUUUUCUGGCUCAGUGAGCCAUGUCGUGCUGCCAGAAGGACACAUGCCCACCACCUACUCCACCCUCCUGGGUCUUCUUGCUGGCUGCUGGGUUGUCAAAUUCAGCUGGGUGGAGGCAUGUCUGCAGGCGGGCGAGUGGAUGCCCGAAACGGAGCAUGAAGCGGGAGAGGGCCCCCAGCGCAGUCGCAUCAACAGAUGCAGCUUGCUCCCUCCACUGUUCGACGGCUGUUUCUUCUUCCUCCUCGGCUCUUUCAAGGCACCCUCAAAAGACGAGCUCACCAAGCUGCUCCGGGAAGGAGGAGGUCAAUUCCUGAGCCGGCAGCCCAAGCCCGACAGCGAUGUGACACAAACCCUCAGUGCGGCCGCCUACCAUGCGCUGCCAGGCUCCGACCAGGCGCUUUGCACCCAGUACAUCAUCUUUGACCCACAGGGCCCACACAAGCCGGCAGUGGUGAGGCGGGGCAAAGUGUGGUCCGCUCCCUCCAGCUGGGUCAUCGACUGCAUCGCAGCGUUCCGCCUUCUCCCUGUGCCAGACCCUCAGGCAUCAGUCUGAGCAGUUUUUUUAUACAUUUCAUAAUCAUUUUGCACAUCACUUUUACAUAAGCAUAGUCAUUAUGUGUUGUUUGUGUUUUUGAUAAUGCAGUGAUGAAAUAGUCACAAAUCACUUCAAUGGUAAUAAACAAUUAUGUGUUUCCCUCCUCUGCACAAUU
Messenger RNA from Acanthopagrus latus (yellowfin seabream), 2678 nucleotides. It is a transcript of the gene bard1, whose product is annotated as BRCA1 associated RING domain 1. NCBI's taxonomy places the organism in Eukaryota, Metazoa, Chordata, Actinopteri, Spariformes, Sparidae. The transcript is spliced from 11 exons. Bases 143 to 2521 code for a protein of 792 amino acids. Gene Ontology annotation, molecular function: protein binding. The record is from RefSeq and is a predicted model, not a curated record.